AUGUGCGCCGCCCACACGCAAACCAAGGUUGUAUCCGCGCUCAAUGAGUCGCCUACAGACUUGGGCUUCGCCACUACCCACCCAUCCUUCCGCGAGCAUCUCUUGCCGGACUCGCUUGCAGAUAUGCCGUCGCGAACAACCGUCUUGCUACGCCCGCGACGUACGAUUCGCCGCUCGCUCUCUUCUCCUUCGGCCUGA
Molecule: messenger RNA, 198 nt
Organism: Dothidotthia symphoricarpi CBS 119687
Lineage: Eukaryota; Fungi; Ascomycota; Dothideomycetes; Pleosporales; Dothidotthiaceae
Exons: 2
Coding region: 1-198 (65 amino acids)
Source: RefSeq, a predicted model, not a curated record